Ogataea philodendri is the source of this 453-nucleotide messenger RNA. RefSeq lists its product as uncharacterized. The record is from RefSeq and is a predicted model, not a curated record. The coding region runs from base 1 to 453 and encodes 150 amino acids. Gene Ontology annotation, cellular component: nucleus. The transcript has a single exon. Lineage: Eukaryota; Fungi; Ascomycota; Pichiomycetes; Pichiales; Pichiaceae. Gene Ontology annotation, molecular function: DNA binding.
AUGAGUGACUGGGAUUCUGUUACCAUCAUUGGAAAAAAGGCUAGAGUCGGUGGAUCCGGCCCAAAGGAGAGAGUUGUGAGGUCCGAGUCACAGCUGAAUGCUGCUAGAAGAUCGGGUGCCGUCGUUUCUGUGGAAAAGAAAUACGGAACAACCAACGCCAAGGGCGAUCCUGAAGGCCAGAGACUUACCAAAGUGGAUAGAUCCGACGACAUUGUGGCUCCUAAGAAGCUGGAUGCCAAUGUCGGUAAGGCCAUCCAAAAGGCCAGACAGGACAAGAAAUUCACACAAAAGGACCUGGCAACCAAGGUGAAUGAAAAGCCAAACGUGAUUAACGACUACGAAGCAGGAAGAGCUAUUCCUAACCAGCAGCUGUUGGCCAAAUUGGAAAGAGCAUUGGGUGUGAAGUUGAGAGGAAAGGAUAUUGGUUCUCCUUUGUUUGCAAAGAAGAAAUGA